AUGGGGGAAACGUCUACUGGGUCGAAAUAUUGGGUUCCUAGUGUAGACGUAAAAUAUAAACCUAAGGUUGGUGAUUCUUUUGAGUCUGUAGAAUCGGCUGAGAAAAUGUAUCGGAAAUAUGCCAAUGAAGCUGGGUUUGAUGUACGUUUAUCUAACAAGAAGAUAAAUAAGCUUGGUCGUAUCACAUCCCGAUUUUAUGUGUGUAGUAAGGAAGGGAGGCCCCAAAGUAAGUAUUUUGAUUCCUUAGAUGUUCUUCCAGGUGGUCGUACAAUCCGAAAUUCAAAUAUCAAGCGUUCCGGUUGUGGAGCAUGUUUAAAAAUUCACCUUGUUAAUGAACCGAACCAAUACGAAGUUUACAAUUCAAAGGUUGGCAUCACCAAAUCUCAUAGAUUUAUGAAAGCCGUUAAGGGUGUUGUAGAUUCAUCGGGUGGCACUGUAAGAGAUCAUCAAAACUUCAAACGCGAUAUGRCAUAUUUUGUUGGCAAUAAAGACGCACAAAUGUUAUUAAAUGUGAUGGAUAAUAGGAGGAAGGUUUGUCCUGAGUUUUUUUUCGAGUACAAGUGUGAUGACAAGGAGUUGUUAGCAAUCUUUUGGGCUGAUGAGACUGCACGAUCAAAUUAUAGGGAAUUUGGCGAUGCAAUAUCAUUUGAUGCAACGUUUAGAACCAACAAGCAUGCUAUGAUAUUUGUUCCGUUCGUUGCAAUUGACAAUCAUAAGAAAUCYGUUGUUGUUGGAGCUGCAUUGAUUCAUAAUGAAUCUGUGGUUGAUUACACAUGGGUACUAAAAGCGUUUCUAAAAGCACAUGGACGUCAACCACGUUUCGUUAUCACCGACCAAUGUGCGUCGAUGAAACAAGCAAUUCCCAUUGCAUUUCCUGAAUCCAGGCAUAGAUUGUGUAUGUGGCAUAUCACUAAAAAGGUGAAAUCRAAGAUUAGUAAUCACCUCCAACACCGCACGCAGUUCGUUAGCGAAUUCAAUAAGUUGGUGUGGAACGUUCACCUUGGUCCUAAUGAAUUUGAGAUGCAAUGGAACAAUCUGAUCGAUUUUUAUGGAUUACGUGGAGAUCCAUGGUUUGAUGAUUUGUACAAUAUUAGGGAGUCGUGGAUUCUGGCAUACUAUAAGGAUUUUCACAUGUCAGGCCUAAUGAAAACAACAUCCAGGUCGGAGAGCAUCAAUGCGUUUUUUAAUGUUUAUGCACAUUUUUGGCAUGAUCUUGUUGUUUUUCUCCGUUCUUUUGAUAAUGCAAUUGAAAGUCAACGGGCAACACAUGGGUCACUAGAGGUGACAACGAAAAGCACGAUUCCUCGACUGGUGUCCCCUUGCAAGUUGGAAGCUCAUGCAGCAGAGGUUUAUACACGRACUAUAUUUUUCGAAAUUCAGAAAGAGUUAAGAAAGGCUGUUUGGCUUUGUGGCUGGGAUGGAUUCACUGACAAUGGUGAAACCAGAGUGUACAUCAUUACUCACAAGAACAAGGCUUCGAAGGUCACAACAAAAUACACGGUGAUGUUAAAUGAUGAGGUUGACAGAAUUCCCGAUAAAUAUAUACUACGUCGUUGGCGACGCGAUCUAGUUCCCGUGGAGUGGUUACCAGCAMGUUUCAGAUAUGGUGAAGUUGAUGCAGAGAAAGAGAGAUUGAUGAGCUUGGCUUAUUCAUAUUUUGAACGUAUCUUAGGUAGAGUCCGAAAUGAAAAAGACAUUUUGACAAGAUUUGUUGACCAACUCGAACAAUGGGAUUCAAAGGUUGACAUUGAACUUCCUUUACAGUCUCACACUGAAGAGACCACAGCGUCUAUUAAAGAGUUUCUUGGAGUAUCUCAACCCGAAACUGUUGAUGUUCUUCCUCCCACCGGUAUUCGAAACAAAGGUUGUGGAACUGGUAAGAGACUUAUUAGCGCUGCAGAGAAAGCAAUUUCAAACAGAAAAAAACAAAAGAGAAAGUGUCGACUAUGUGGUCAGAUGGCUACACAUGAUUCUCGGAAUUGUCCGAAGCGUGAUUACAUUUAA
Molecule: messenger RNA, 2004 nt
Organism: Cynara cardunculus var. scolymus (artichoke)
Lineage: Eukaryota; Viridiplantae; Streptophyta; Magnoliopsida; Asterales; Asteraceae
Product: protein FAR1-RELATED SEQUENCE 5-like
Exons: 5
Coding region: 1-2004 (667 amino acids)
Biological process (GO): regulation of DNA-templated transcription
Source: RefSeq, a predicted model, not a curated record